UGCCCAUACUCAGGCCGCCCUGAACCCUAGGUGAAGAUGGCGCCUCAGGUCAUCGGAACUGCGCCGCCGCUCCUUCGCCCCGCUCCACCUCUAAACUGCGCCGCCACGGCCAUCUCCAUCCCGCGCCGCCGCUCCUCCGCCCCUGCGUUCUACCGCCAACCGAGCCUUCAGAACUCUGCGCCCAUACCUCCUGAGGCCCCUGUAUCCAAGAGAAGGCUCCCAUCGCUCAAUCUGCCAUAAAAGAUGGACUGUAAAAAACAGUUUUCGGCCGGUUUUCUAACUGAUGAUCUGUUGGUGGAAAUCCUCUCCUGGGUGCCGUUCAAGUCUUUUUGCCGUUUCAAAUCUGUGUGCAAGGCCUGGCUUGCCUUCUCCUCUGAUCCACACUACCGUGGGAAGCUGCCAAAAAUUCCCACGGGCCUUGUGCGGGAAGGCCGUACUGGUGUUCAGCUUGUUAGCUUGUCCCCAAACAACGAGGAAAUUGAUGGAGCUCUUACAUUCUUGCCGCACUACAAGAAAUUGGAAUUUGUGGACUGCUGCAAUGGCCUAGUUCUUUGUAAGUACAGGAGCAUCAGUAGUGUUGCAUAUACCCACUUCAUUGUGUGCAACCCGGCAACACAAGAGUGGAGGGAGCUUCCUGUGUCUGGAUCUCACGGCCACCCAUAUGGCCGAGAUGGCUACCGUUGUACAACUAUUUUGGCCUUCGAUCCAUCAUGGUCGGCACAGUCGUUCUAUGUCUUCAACUUUUGGCAGAAUGUCAGCAACACUUGGAAACGUGGUAUCAGCAGAAUUGAGGUGUUCUCGUCUGACCUAUGUAAGUGGCUUGUGGACGAUGCAUGGAGAUGGAAUCACAGGAUACUGAUGGUCAAUACACCACACAGUUAUAUAGGUGGAGCGUUGCAUGUGCAGACCAGCAGUGGUGAUAUUCUUGUCGUUGAUGGCUUGCACAGAACGAGUCAUGGCAUGUCAUCCAGUAAUUGUACCAUGAUCAAGUUACCGCAUGAAUGCUGCCAUCUCAUGGAUGGUUGCUUUGGCCAAUCACCGCGGUCCUUGCUGUGUGCAUUUCCAGAGGAAUGUGGACGCACGGUUGCAGUGUUUAGUCUUGAUGCUGGUCGUCCUUACAAGUGGUCUCUGAAGCAUCGUCUUAGUAUGCCUGAUGCACUUGGAAUGGGUAAUAAUAUUGAAUUCUGUGAUGAUGGAUCUUGGGUCUUGCGGUGUAGUUAUCACAUUGUCGCUCUCGACUUUGAAAGGGAUGUGCUUUUCCUCAUCGACAAGGAGACGAAGAAGCUAUUGGUAUACAACAUUAGCACAGGGAAACUUAGCAAGAUCAAAGAUGGUUGCCUUACUCGCACCUGGGCCUACCAUUAUUAUGUGGCAUGCUACUCAAAGCUUCCAGGCCGAGCCAUGUGAGUGAUGUAGUUAGUGGGUAGUAGCAUCUGUUGUGUGCAAUUUUAUUUGCUGGUUGCAUGCCUCUGUUUCUCCUCUUUCUGGCAUAUUGAAGAAACUUGUUAGUAUUCAGGUUCCGAGAUGUUGUGAUUGAGGUUCCAGUUGACACUGACAACCCUGUUAUUGUUUUUGAAUCUUUGUGUUUGUUUUCCACCAUUAAGAAGUAGGUUGUUUAGAUGCAUAUGAGAGUUUAAGUGACUUACUAAAGAGCAUUCUAAUCAGAUCAGCUGUUCUUGUCAUUGUUUUUCUCUUUCUUCUGC
Molecule: messenger RNA, 1703 nt
Organism: Lolium perenne
Lineage: Eukaryota; Viridiplantae; Streptophyta; Magnoliopsida; Poales; Poaceae
Molecular function (GO): protein binding
Source: RefSeq, a predicted model, not a curated record